AUGUCGUUCGGUGGCCAGACGCCGACCAUUAUCGUCCUCAAAGAAGGAACCGAUACUUCCCAAGGCAAGGGUCAAAUUGUCUCCAACAUCAAUGCCUGUCUUGCUGUCCAGGCCACUAUCAAAUCGACCCUGGGUCCGUAUGGCGGGGACCUGCUAAUGGUCGAUGAGAAUGGCAAGCAAACCAUUACCAACGACGGUGCCACUGUCAUGAAGCUUCUCGACAUUGUUCACCCCGCCGCCCGAAUCCUCGUCGACAUCGCACGAUCACAAGAUGCAGAAGUUGGUGAUGGUACGACGUCUGUGGUUGUCCUGGCCGGAGAGAUCCUAAAGGAAGUCAAGGACCACGUCGAGCAGGGUGUCAGCGCUCAGAUCAUCAUCAAAGGUUUGAGGAGAGCGUCAAAGAUGGCUGUCAACAAGAUCAAGGAAAUCGCCGUAAGCACCAACGAGGGUAAUCGCCGCGAAACCCUCAAGAAGUUGGCUGCCACCGCCAUGACUAGCAAGUUGAUCAAGCGAAACACUGAGUUCUUCACAGAGAUGGUUGUCGAUGCCGUUCUAUCCCUCGACCAAGACGAUCUCAACGAGAAGCUCAUUGGAAUCAAGAAAAUCCCCGGCGGCUCGCUAACCGAAUCACGAUUCGUCAACGGUGUCGCUUUCAAGAAGACGUUCUCAUAUGCCGGUUUCGAACAACAACCCAAAUCCUUCAAGAAGCCCAAGAUUGUGUGUCUCAACGUUGAGCUGGAGCUCAAGGCUGAAAAGGACAACGCCGAAGUCCGCGUGGAACAGGUGUCCGAGUACCAGGCCAUUGUCGACGCUGAGUGGCAGAUUAUCUACAAGAAGCUGGAGGCCAUCUACAAGACUGGUGCCAAGGUUGUUCUGAGCAAGCUGCCUAUUGGUGACUUGGCCACCCAAUUCUUCGCCGACAGAGACAUCUUUUGCGCUGGCCGUGUUACUGGGGAGGACAUGGAACGUGUUGUCCAGGCUACUGGAGCUGUUACCCAGUCGACCUGCUCUGAUAUCCUGCCUGAGCACCUGGGCACGUGCGGAAGCUUCGAGGAGCGUCAAAUUGGUGGCGAACGGUUCAACUUCUUUGAGGAGUGCCCCGAGGCCAAGACCUGCACACUAGUGUUGCGUGGUGGUGCCGAGCAAUUCAUCGCCGAGGUUGAGCGAUCUCUCCACGACGCCAUCAUGAUUGUCAAGCGAGCCAUCAAGAACCACAUGAUUGUUGGUGGUGGUGGUGCCGUUGAGAUGGAGAUCUCAGCAUACCUACACCGAUUCGCUGACAAAGACGUGUCCAACAAGCAACAGGCCAUUAUCAAGUCCUUCGCCAAGGCCCUCGAGAUCAUCCCCCGACAGCUCUGCGACAAUGCCGGCUUUGACGCAACCGAUAUCCUCAACAAGUUGCGCGUCGACCACCGCAAGGGCAGCAUCUGGGCUGGUGUGGACUUCAAGAACGAGGGUGUAGCUGAUAUGAUGGAGCGGUUUGUAUGGGAACCUGCCCUUAUCAAGAUCAAUGCUCUGCAGGCUGCCACCGAAGCCAGUUGCUUGAUCUUGGGUGUAGAUGAGACCAUUCGAAAUGAGGAGAGUGCCAAGCCACAAGCUCCUGGCCAGUUACCCCCCGGUGCGGCUCAGCGAGCAGUUCGUGGUCGUGGCCGCGGCAUGCCUCGUCGAUGA
Pochonia chlamydosporia 170 is the source of this 1671-nucleotide messenger RNA. RefSeq names its product T-complex protein 1 subunit eta. The transcript has 4 exons. Gene Ontology annotation, cellular component: chaperonin-containing T-complex. The record is from RefSeq and is a predicted model, not a curated record. Bases 1 to 1671 code for a protein of 556 amino acids. Gene Ontology annotation, molecular function: ATP hydrolysis activity; ATP binding; ATP-dependent protein folding chaperone. Gene Ontology annotation, biological process: protein folding. Lineage: Eukaryota; Fungi; Ascomycota; Sordariomycetes; Hypocreales; Clavicipitaceae.